Cavia porcellus (domestic guinea pig) is the source of this 936-nucleotide messenger RNA. RefSeq names its product olfactory receptor 4F3/4F16/4F29-like. Gene Ontology annotation, biological process: G protein-coupled receptor signaling pathway. The record is from RefSeq and is a predicted model, not a curated record. The transcript has a single exon. Lineage: Eukaryota; Metazoa; Chordata; Mammalia; Rodentia; Caviidae. Gene Ontology annotation, cellular component: plasma membrane. Gene Ontology annotation, molecular function: olfactory receptor activity; G protein-coupled receptor activity. The coding region runs from base 1 to 936 and encodes 311 amino acids.
AUGGAUGGAGGAAACCACACUGUACUGUCUGAGAUUGUGUUUCUGGGACUCACUCGCUCUUGGGAGAUCCAGAUCCUCCUCCUGGUGUUCACCUCUGUGCUCUAUGUGGCAAGCAUGACUGGAAACAUCCUCAUUGUGUUUUCUGUGACCACUGACCCGCACCUACACUCGCCCAUGUACUUCCUGCUGGCAUGCCUUUCCUUCAUUGACUUGGGAGCCUGCUCUGCCACUUCCCCCAAGAUGAUCUAUGACCUUUUCAGAAAGCACAAGACCAUCUCCUUUGGGGGCUGCAUCACUCAGAUCUUCUUCAUUCACAUGAUUGGUGGUGUGGAGAUGGUGUUGCUCAUGGCCAUGGCCUUUGACAGAUAUGUGGCCAUUUGUAGGCCUCUGCACUACCUGACCAUCAUGAACCCACGGAUAUGCAUUUUGUUUCUGGUGGCUGCCUGGGGCCUUGGCAUUAUUCACUCACUGUUCCAGCUGGCCUUUCUUAUUAAUUUACCCUUCUGUGGUCCUAACGUGAUGGAUGGUUUUUUCUGUGACCUGCCUCGGCUUUUCAGACUGGCCUGUACCGACACUUACAAAUUGCAGUUCAUGGUCACUGCCAAUAGUGGGUUUAUCUGUGUUGGCUCCUUCUGUGUCCUUCUCAUCUCAUAUGUCUUCAUCCUGUUCACUGUCUGGAAACGCUCCUCAGGCAGUUUGUCCAAGGCCCUGUCCACAAUGUCAGCUCACAUCACUGUGGUCAUUCUUUUCUUUGGUCCAACACUUUUUGUUUACACAUGGCCACACCCCAAUUCCCAAAUGGACAAGUUUCUUCCUCUCUCUGAUGCAGUUUUCACUCCUUUUCUGAAUCCAGUCAUCUACACAUUGAGGAAUAAAGAGAUGAAGGAAGCAAUAAAAAGAGUGUGCAAGUUACUGGUGAUUUAUAAAAUCUCAUAA